AUGACUAGACAAGCGAGGCCAAAUCAAGAUAUGAUAAAUUUGGAGGUUGGAUCAACGUACGAUGUGUUUUUGGGUUUUAGAGAAUAUGAUAGUUUUGGAAUCGCCGCUAUCCUCUAUUACAGCUUGAAAGACAUAAUUCGCGUGUUUAGAGACAAUGGAAACCCAUAUUCUUCUCGAGAGAUUCCGCUACAGUUCUACAGCGCCAAGAUCUACCUACCUAUAUUUUCGAAAGCCUACGCUUGUAGCCCUCGGUGCCUUGAGACGCUCGCACUUAUGGUAGAACACAAGUCCAGAUCAGGCGGGAAGAAAGAGAUUCUGCCCGUUUUCUAUGAUGUGGAACGGUCUGAUCUGCAGCUGGAGAAAGAAUCACUCUACACAGACGCCCUGGACAAGCAGAGGGGGAUUUGGGGCGCUGAGAAAGUGGAGCGGUGGAAGAAGGCUCUUGUGGAGGUUGGUAAAGCCAAGGGAUGGAAACUAAGCUCAUAUAAAGAUUACGAAGGAUUUAUCACGGACAUCGCUAGAGACAUUUUGCUUAAGCUGAAGAAAGAGCAUAAUCAAGCGCCUCGUGAUCUAGUCAAGGGUGCAGAUCCCAUGUUAUCCUACAAGAAGUCGGCGACUCGGAGGUGGUCCCGGAUCAGGCUGGUAGUUACCUUUCUGUGCUUCCUUUUCAGACUCCGAAGUAUAAGAAACAGGGCACAUUCAAAGCACAUGUUUCAGAGAAUGGCGUUAUCUUCCGAAACAUACAGUACCUCCGAUCUUGAAGACAGUCAAGUGUCGAAAAUAAUUAGCUUGUUGGAGAUGGAUGUAAAUGGCGUACGAGUUAUUGGAAUCCAUGGAAGAGUUGGCAUUGGAAAGACUGCUCUUGCCAAGGUCGUAUAUAAAAAAAUCUCUGUGCACUUUGACGCUUGCAGUUUUCUUGCGGAGAUUGAAGAAACGAUGCGGCAUCCUGGUGGUGUUCAGUGUCUUCAAACCAAGCUGAUCUUUGAUAUUUUGAAAAGGGAGUAUGAGGUUGCUUCUUCUUUCAAAGGAGUAAGAUCUUUGAAAGAAAUAUUUAGGAAUAUGAAAGUUCUCCUUGUUCUCGAUGAUUUGGAAAUUGGUUCCCUCCUUAAGGAAUUUGUAGGAGCUAAGCUUGAUUGGUUUGGUUCUGGUAGUAGAAUAAUUGUAACCUCAAAACAAAGAAGCGUUCUUCAAGGGUUUCUUGAUCGAGGGUUGGCUCAUACUUAUGAUGUUAGUCCAAUGGAUGAUAAUCGAGCUUUUGACCUUUUCUGGGAGUGUGCAAUGGGAAAGAGAUAUAAAAUUCAUCCUUACGUUGAAUUUGCAAACACAAUAGUCAAGGCUGCAGAGGGACUUCCACUACUUGUCAAAGUUUUUGGUUCUUUUUUACAUGGUAAAGGACUAGAAGAGUGGAUUAAAUUCAGAGAUCUCAUACAACAAUUUCAGGAAGAUUACCAGAAGAUUCUGAGAAUAAUUUAUGAAGCAUUAGAUCGAAAGCAAAAGCACAUGUAUCUUGAUGUUGCAUGUUUUCUCCCAGAUGUGGAUUGUAGGAUUGCCUCAUAUAUGUGGCAUGAUUAUGAUCGUCCUCAUGAUGAAAUAGAGGUCCUUCGUCGUAUGUCCCUAAUAAAAAUGGAAGAAAAUAAAAUAGGCAUGCACAGCAUGCUAAGGUGCCUUGCCAGGAAGAUUAUUUACGAAGAUUUCCAUGAUCCGGGAACAGGAGUUAGAUUCUUCAUUCCUGCCAUAGCCCACGACACGAAGAAAAGGAAAAGGGGAACAGACCACCUUAACACUAUUGUGGCAGGCUUUGAGAUCCUACCGAGCACGACAUUUCUCAGCUUGGGUCGCGCCAAUAUUGGUGGAAGAUUUGCAGAUGCCCUAUUAAACGUUCGGUGGCUUCACUGGCAAGGGUGCCCUCGAAAAUUUGAAGCAAUUAACGUUCAUUUAGAGAACCUAGUUAUUCUUGAUCUUUCAUGGAGUAAGGUUACAGAAUCCUGGGGAGGUUGGAAAGGAAUUAAGGUGGCUUUAUAGUUCAAUUGUUGUUGUGGUUGUAUUGGCCCUUAAGUAAAUCGAGUUUUUUUAUGCCAUCUGAACGUUUUCCCACGUUUUGCAGAUGGUGCAUUUGAAAGUCUAGGUUGUGCAGACUUACUAAUUACCCCUAGCUUCUCUUGUUACCCAAAUUUGGAGAUACUGAUUCUUGAGCAAUGUUCUCGAUUGGUUCAUUUAGAUCCUUCAAUUAAUGAUUUGAAGCUCUUGGUUUCCCUCAAUUUGACAUUCUGCUCCGAACUUAGCAUGCUGCCAGUGAAAAUGGAUGGAAUGAUUGCUUUGAGAGAGCUCCUGAUUGAUGGUACUUCCAUUCGAGAACUUCCUGAGUCGAUAGGCAGAUUGGUUCAACUACAAAUUCUUAGUGCUGCUAAUUGCUUCUCAUUGGCUGGUGUUCCUGAUUCAGUUUGUCAACUUAAAGCUCUGUCAGUGCUAGCUUUGGAUGACGCGAAAAUUCUUGAACUCCCAGAGUCAAUUGGAGACUUGGGGGAACUUAGAUGCUUGUCUUUGAGGAAUUGUCGUGGGCUAGGAGAGCUUCCAGAUACGAUUGGCAAAUUAAAAGACUCAUUAGUAGAGUUGGAUAUUUCAAGUUCGGGUAUUUCAAAACUGCCCGAUUCGACUAAAAAUCUGCGGAGUCUGAAAGUGCUGAAAAUGGAUUCUUGUUUCAUAAGAGAAUUUCCUCAUGACGUUGGAGAGUUGAUUAACCUGGAAGAAGUCCACGCCUCCGGGUGCAGGAAUUUGGAGGGAGCCAUUUCGAGUGGUAUUUCGAAACUACAUCAUCUCAGAGAACUGAGGCUUUGUGGUACACGUAUAUCCAGCCUUCCAUCAGAAAUUCAGUUCGUUUCAAGUCUUCAGACUCUGGAUUUGCUACAUUGCACCCUUCUCAAAGAGUUGCCUUUGCUUCACUCUAACUUAAUCGAUCUCUACAUCGAUCCUGGCUUGACGCAAGAUAUGUAGGGCAUUCAAAUAUGUCGUUGGUCGCAUUUAUCGCGAACUAGGGGUGUCCC
This is a messenger RNA of Eucalyptus grandis, 3041 nucleotides long. Its product is annotated as disease resistance protein RUN1-like. Gene Ontology annotation, biological process: defense response; signal transduction. Gene Ontology annotation, molecular function: ADP binding. NCBI's taxonomy places the organism in Eukaryota, Viridiplantae, Streptophyta, Magnoliopsida, Myrtales, Myrtaceae. The transcript is spliced from 6 exons. The record is from RefSeq and is a predicted model, not a curated record. The coding region runs from base 1 to 2022 and encodes 673 amino acids.